AUGUCUCACUCAAACACCUUUCAUUGGAACCUCAUGAUAAGAGGCUAUACGGAUAACAGCUUCUUUCUACAUGCUCUCAACAUGUAUCUCACAAUGCGCUUUCAAGGGGUUCCCACCGAUCAUUUUACAUACCCUUUUGUCCUCAAAGCUUGUGGUGGCUUGUUGGAUUUCCGAGAAGGCGAAAAGGUUCAUGGGAGCUUGUUUAAAAUGGGUUUGGCUGAGGAUCUUUAUGUUUGCAAUUCACUCAUUGGGACGUAUGGCAAGUUUGGUCACAUUGAUUCUACAGUUAAGUUGUUUGAGGAAAUGCCUCUUCCAGACUUGGUUUCUUGGAAUUCAAUGGUUGGCGCGUAUUUGAUGGUCCAACAAUAUUUCACCUCUUUGAAGUGGUUUAGGAGGAUGCUCCAUGCUAGGAUUCUCCCCAAUAAGUUCAGCUUAAUCAAUGCGCUGAAGGCAUGUUCUCACUGUUUUUAUAAUUUAUGGGGAAGAGAAGUGCAUUGCUAUGCGCUCAAGAUGGGUUUUGAAUCAGAUGUUAUGGUUCAGACAUCACUUCUUGACAUGUACAGCAAGUGUAGGUCGUUAAGUUAUGCAGAGAGGAUUUUCGAUAGUAUAUUUUCGAGGAACAUUGUUGCUUGGAAUGCAAUGAUUGGUGCUUAUGCUCUGAACGGUCAACCAAUUCAGGCUUUUGAUUCUUUGGAGAAUAUACUCAAGGAUGAUAAAAUGGCUGUUGAUAAUGUCACACUCAUAAACCUGCUUUCUUCCUGUGCACAACUAGGAGCUAUUUUGCAGGGUAAGACUAUCCAUGGACUUGCCAUAAAGAAAGGCUUUCUACCUCAUCCGGUAUUGGAAACAGCUCUGCUCGACAUGUAUGGCGAGUUUGGAAUACUGAAGUUGGCAGAGGUAACCUUCGAUCAAAUGAUCCGUCAUGAGAAUUCACCCUCCUCCUUCGCAUCGAAGCACUAG
Molecule: messenger RNA, 960 nt
Organism: Arachis duranensis
Lineage: Eukaryota; Viridiplantae; Streptophyta; Magnoliopsida; Fabales; Fabaceae
Product: pentatricopeptide repeat-containing protein At4g35130, chloroplastic-like
Exons: 1
Coding region: 1-960 (319 amino acids)
Biological process (GO): RNA modification
Molecular function (GO): RNA binding; protein binding
Source: RefSeq, a predicted model, not a curated record